This is a messenger RNA of Toxoplasma gondii ME49, 2781 nucleotides long. RefSeq lists its product as hypothetical. The coding region runs from base 1435 to 1869 and encodes 144 amino acids. The transcript is spliced from 4 exons. NCBI's taxonomy places the organism in Eukaryota, Apicomplexa, Conoidasida, Eucoccidiorida, Sarcocystidae. The record is from RefSeq and is a predicted model, not a curated record.
UCGUCUGCUCUAAAUACUGACUAGUGGAUUUAUUCGUAUCUCAGUUUCACAGAACGUCAGGGCGGGUACCGAACCAAGAAUCUAGGGACUAGAUUUGAAAAAAAAACCGAGAAGCUGGGUUCUGGGGGCCAGAGAAACUCGAGAAAUCGUGGCUUACCGCCAGCGAGGAGGCCAAGGAAGAAAAGUACCUUCAUUUUUACCGAAAAACAAUGUGAAAAACGGUUAGGCAAGCAAUAAAUGGGAGCCUCGGCAUGUCAAGGUCACGCACAGAUGCCGGGCGGCCUUAUGUCGGGACGGCCGCAACCCAAGAACUUUUAACCGCGCCAAAAAAACAGGGCUAAACAGCGUCUACGGGGGACAAUCAAACAAGAAAGUCAGCGAGGGAGAAAACGCAGGAGGGACGUGGAAGUCACUAGAAUCGACAGAAUAUCGGCGAGGCCGUCCUACGAGUCCAGUCUUCUUGUCUCGGUUUCAACGGAGACGACGGGACCGAAAGACCGAAGAAGAGGAUACUUGUGCCUUCUUCUCGGCUCUCUAAAGUUCUGAUGUGCUAUCAAAGCCCGUGAAACUUGCUGUUAUGAUAAAGAACCAGCACAACACGCUGCCCUUUCCGUGCAUCCGUGCUGUGUGCUGUUCACUGGCUGAGAUCAGGAGCCUCGCUCUGUACACCGUCUCGGGAUGAAUCGAAGUCGGGACCGAGCGACCAGCUGGAAACGGAGUUUGUGCAACGGCACACGGGGAAGAAACCAAAGUCAACUUUUUCGCCAGCAAACCCAGAGCAGCAACCUCCUUGUGCUGAUCUGCAUGCUUAGGGAUGAAACAAGGAAAACGUAUUAAAUACGACAGGGUCAGAAAAUGUGGGUUCGAGGGACUAUCCCAAUGUCCAACAAGCGGUAGCGACGUGCGUUUCAGCGCCUCGAUGCGCUUCUGUCCUGGGACUCAUUACUCGCAUGUAAGCCGGAACUCUUUGUGGUCGCCGCCAAGCUCUCUUCAAAAGCUGCGCAUUGUCUGGAGCCACGCAGCUGAAGGGAAAAAAGGAGGGUCAGGCACAGCGCUAACGCCCUUGCCAUGAGAAACGUUGAUUUUUGCAGCCGCUAGAGGAUUAAAAGUCAACCUCGUCGAUUCGAGACGGCAAGCACCUCUCCCAGAUCCAGAAGUUGAGCCUCAAAAAGUCUCCGCAACUAGCUGAGAAUGCAUCGACGUCGCCGGUGACCAAGGCCUUGAGCCUGCGGCCGCCUAUUUGGGUGAACUUCCGGGAUUGGGAUGACUUUGUUUUUUCAUAACCGCGAGAGACUUCCGCGAAACGCGAACGAAACGAUGAUCUGUGAGGACGGCGUGAUUCGAGGGCAGAGCGUCACCGCGCGGCUUCUGAGGUGAACCUGCAGGGGGCGACAGGCUUGUUUGACCACAGAGCCUUUCUAAAGAACGGCAGCAAUGUACGACAUCCGGAAAAGUUUGUUUCCGGGUGCGCCGACCAGUCCUGGCGCACCGCGUGGAUCUGUCACCGCCAAGGUCAGGGCUGAGAGAAGAGAUUCUCAUCGGAGAGCCUCAGCAGAAGAAAAAGUGGUUGAGGCAAAGGAGCCUGCCAGACGGCUCUCAACCGGCGUGUCAGCGGCAGUGUCGCGGUCAGACUCCAUCGCGGAAGAAGAUCGUGGCAGCAUUCUUGCCGCAAAGGGUCUUGCGAACGAAACGGAUUUCUCUGAUGCACUCCUUGCUCUCUCCAAUGAGUCAAACACGAUGGACUUGGAACUUGGGGAACUGGUGCGGAGGUUCCAACUGAUGGUAACAGACAACAGUCGUGCCAUCGCUGUACUGGAGGGUCACAUCAGUGCGCUCGCGCCUAUCGGUGAUGACGAGAGCAAGGAAUAAGCACAAGGGAAAGGCGAAGAGCAGGCGAAGCGAGUUGGUUGGCAGCACUGACUUACUUUUCUAGGCCUUCUGAGGCAAUGUCUUCAUCAACUGAAGAAACUUACGCCUGGGCAUCAAACUUCGGGACGUGUGAGAAGCAGUUACAUUCGUAAGCAAAGAUUGCGUUUAACAGAUGCAAUCGACUGAAGCAGCUCCAUUCAUAGUUAUGCAGAACAAACAAAGAGCUUGGUGCAGACUUGAGAUUAAGUUCCUUCCCCCGCAACGAAACCCCCGAACAACUCCGGGUGAAGUUGGAAGGCGGAGUCUUACGGCCCGCAUUCAGAAAACUCAGGUGCGGCACGUGUCUCGAAACGGAGGGUGGAAAGCUCGGUGUUUAGCGGCUACCAAUAGAAUGUGAUUUCUACGCUAGUCGCUCUUUUGAGCUGCGCACCUUUCUGUAGUGGUUCGACGGGUACUUCGCUUUCAGAAAAAUCAUACAUUUGCAACGGCGCUUGGUUGAAGCACACUGCUGUAAGUCGUUCGACUAUCAGCAACAGAAUUCCAAUUCCGAUGCUUUUUCUGUGAGUCGGAUGCUUCAAAGAAGAGACGGAUUGGGGCUAUUGUUGUUGUAGCGUGAAAGGAUGUAUGGAUUUUAGUCGCUUUGUUGCGGAUCGUUACGUCUCUGCUGCGGAUUUACGAGUUUAAAAUGCUUUUGCUUGCAUUGGAUGCUUGAGAAGCGUCAUCAGUGGCUUCGUGACAAACGAAAUAUGUUACUCUACAGGUUAGGCCGUGGCAAACUGGACGUUUUGGAGAGUGCGCUGGACGCGUCUCUUUCGUGGGUUUUCCCCCUGUAGACCCCCUAAAUCACCGAACUUUGCUCAUGCUCUGCCUUUGAAUGGCUCACUCUGUGUCAAUGAUAUUUAUGAAGUCCUC